This is a messenger RNA of Miscanthus lutarioriparius, 540 nucleotides long. NCBI's taxonomy places the organism in Eukaryota, Viridiplantae, Streptophyta, Magnoliopsida, Poales, Poaceae. The record is from the annotation of a GenBank genome assembly.
AUGGACCCGCCAGAUCUCAUCCCACCCAGGCACUUCUGUCCGCCAAUCGUCGAUGAGAAGGGUGGCUGUGACCCUAACGAUUGGAGAAACUUCGGAUGUCGCCACGGCCGCGUGCUCCUCUACAGCCUGAAGGAGAAGGAGAUAGUUGUGUGGGAUCCCCCAACAGGCGACCACCGCCGGGUUGCCGAUCCGCCGGAGUUGGAUAACGGAGAGAGGACGAUCUGGAACGGUGCGGUACUCUGCGCUGCUGCCAGCGACCACAGCCACGUCCACGGCGGUUUCUGCUCCUGCCCCUUCAAGGUGGCCGUGGUUGUUGUCACCCGCAGCAAUGACACACAGUUCACAAAACUUUGGAAAACAAAUAUGAUCUCCAAUAAUCAUCCCUAUGCAAGUGUCGAUGAUUCAGGUUUGUAUGCUGAAAUGGACAAGGAAGAGCUGAUUGAGGGCGUUGACACCAUGCUGAAAGUGGCAGAAAGUCUUCUGGCGGCACGACGCAGGACUGAAGGUGGCGCCAAGCAACUGACGGAUGAAGAACGCUAG